AUGGUUCACAGGGACCCCUUGUACAACAGAAUGGUUCACAGGGACACCAUCUACAAUAGAGUAAUUCACAGGGACCCCGUGUAUGACGGAAUGGUUCACAGGGACCCCGUGCACAACAGAGUGGUUCACAGGGACCCCGUGUAUGACAGAGUGGUUCACAGGGACCCCGUGUAUGACAGAGUGGUUCACAGGGACCCUGUGUAUGACAGAGUGGUUCACAGGGACCCCUUGUAUGACAAAAUGGUUCACAGGGACCCCGUGUAUGACAAAAUGGUUCACAGGGACCCCGUGUAUGACAGAAUGGUUCACAGGGACCCCGUGUAUGACAGAAUGGUUCACAGGGACCCCGUGUAUGACAGACUGGUUCACAGGGACCCUGUGUAUGACAGACUGGUUCACAGGGACCCCGUGCAUGACAGAAUGGUUCACAGGGACCCCGUGUAUGACAAAAUGGUUCACAGGGACCCCGUGUAUGACAGAAUGGUUCACAGGGACCCCGUGUAUGACUGA
This is a messenger RNA of Chrysochloris asiatica (Cape golden mole), 510 nucleotides long. RefSeq names its product repetitive proline-rich cell wall protein 2-like. The coding region runs from base 1 to 510 and encodes 169 amino acids. The record is from RefSeq and is a predicted model, not a curated record. The transcript has a single exon. Lineage: Eukaryota; Metazoa; Chordata; Mammalia; Afrosoricida; Chrysochloridae.